AUGGCACUGCCUGCGUGUGCAGCCCAGGCGCUGUGGCCGCCGCGGCAACCAGAGCGAGGAGCUACCGCCUGCACCACCUGUCCCCGCCGGCAUUCCAGAGUGGAGGCCGAGUUGGCAGGAAGCCAGCCCGGCUCUGCCGCUGCCUCAGUCCGCCAGGGCCCUCUUAGGGGUGUGUCUCGCGGAUUCAACUCCUGGCUGCUCCAGGAGGAGCCCCGAAAGGCGUCUUCCUCCCAGGCGGGAGCCAAGCGCGCCCCGCUCUUCGCGCUGCUGCCCCGAGGCCGCCGCAGGCGGAUGCACGACUUCAGGCGACGCUGGGACCUGGGGUACCUCUGCCGGGCCCUGCUCACUCGGGGCCUGGCCGCCCUGGGCCACUCGCUGAAGCACGUGCUCGGUGCGAUCUUCUCCAAGAUCUUCGGCCCCCUGGCCAGCGUCGGGAACAUGGAUGAGAAAUCCAACAAGCUGCUGCUGGCUUUGGUGAUGCUCUUCCUCUUUGCGGUGAUCGUCCUCCAGUAUGUGUGCCCCGGCACAGAAUGCCAGCUCCUCCGCCUGCAGGCGUUCAGCUCCCCGGUGCCGGACCCGUACCGCUCGGAGGAUGAGAGCUCCGCCAGGUUCGUGCCCCGUUACAAUUUCAGCCGCGGCGACCUCCUGCGCAAGGUAGACUUCGACAUCAAGGGCGAUGACCUGAUCGUGUUCCUGCACAUCCAGAAGACCGGGGGCACCACUUUCGGCCGCCACCUGGUGCGCAACAUCCAGCUGGAGCAGCCUUGCGAGUGCCGCGUGGGCCAGAAGAAAUGCACUUGCCACCGGCCGGGGAAGCGGGAGACCUGGCUCUUCUCCCGCUUCUCCACCGGCUGGAGCUGCGGGCUGCACGCCGACUGGACCGAGCUCACGAGCUGCGUGCCCGCCGUGGUGGAUGGCAAGCGCGACGCCAAGCUGAGACCAGCCAGGAACUUCCACUACAUCACCAUCCUCCGAGACCCCGUGUCCCGCUACCUAAGUGAGUGGAGGCAUGUCCAGAGAGGGGCGACGUGGAAGGCCUCCCUGCAUGUCUGCGAUGGAAGGCCCCCGACCUCAGAGGAGCUGCCCAGCUGCUACACUGGCGAUGACUGGUCUGGCUGCCCCCUCAAAGAGUUCAUGGACUGCCCCUAUAACCUAGCCAACAACCGCCAGGUGCGCAUGCUCUCUGACCUGACCCUGGUCGGCUGCUACAACCUCUCUGUCAUGCCUGAAAAGCAAAGAAACAAGGUCCUGCUGGAAAGCGCCAAAUCCAAUCUGAAGCACAUGGCGUUCUUCGGCCUCACUGAGUUUCAGCGGAAGACCCAGUAUCUGUUUGAGAAGACCUUCAACAUGAACUUCAUUUCGCCCUUUACCCAAUAUAACACCACAAGGGCCUCAAGUGUGGAGAUCAAUGAGGAAAUCCAAAAGCGUAUCGAGGGACUGAAUUUUCUGGAUAUGGAAUUGUACAGCUAUGCGAAAGACCUCUUUCUGCAAAGGUAUCAGUUUAUGAGGCAGAAAGAGCAUCAGGAGGCCAGGCGGAAGCGUCAGGAACAACGGAAAUUUCUGAAGGGAAGGUUCCUGCAGACCCAUUACCAGAGUCAGGGUCAGGGUCAGAAUCAGAAUCGGAGUCAGAGUCAGAAUCCCAAUCCGAACCCCAAUCCGCAUCCCAGGCAGAACCUGACUCAGACUCUGAUUCAGAAUCGGACUCAGAGCUCGAGUCAGAAGGAAAGCCAGAAGGAGAGCGCAGGCCCCGAGGCCAGCGAGGGCAAUGCCAGCAACGGCACCCAUGAUUACCUAGGCAGUGUAGAGAAAUGGCGCUAAGUGGCCCCGCAAGGCGUCUGCCCACUGCUCCCAAAGCGCCACUAACAAGAUGGCACGUCUUAAAAGAUGAGAGUGUCCAAAACACAUCCUGCUUCCUUAAUCUGGGAAGUGACCAAAAGAAAAAAAAAAGUUAAGAUAUUACCUUUACAGUUGCCUUUCGGUUACAUGUUAGACUGUGCGUGGGUAAAACCAAUCUCAGUAUGUAAUGAAAUUGUCUUUUUUCUUUUACUCUCUUAGUUUCAGGGACUAUUUAGAAAAUCUCAAAGCUAAACCAGACUCGCCAGAAAUUGCUGUUUAGCAAUUUUAGACAACUCUGAAAUUAGCUUCAGAGACAAAAUGGAAAACUUAAAAAAUGUGACCGUUUCAUUGACACAUAGACUGGAAAGGCUUCAGGAUACGCUGGCUGUUCCAACCCGAUCUUGGAAGCAAAGGCGCAUGCGAGCCAGGAAAGGGAGCGCCAAAGCAUUCCUUUGCUUCCGAUGUUUUGGUUUUUUUUAACUCGGAAUCUAUUUAAGCAGAAUAACAGCCGAUGGCAACUUUUACUAAACCCGAAACAAGUUCUCUCCCUCCUCUGGGUGGUUGUAUGUGAAAAUAUUGGCUUUUCAAAUAGAACAGGACUUCUAUCUUGUUAAUUGUGAGAUAUUUGAAAUUUUCAACUUUUUCUACCUUCUGCUAGUCAAAGGUUUUAAACAGGGUGUAUCUCAUGUUAAACAAAGUACAUAUUUCCCCCCCUAAAUGGAAUAACCAAUAUUAGAGCUAAUUUCCGGACACUUUCAGGGCACUGUAAAUUUCAACAAUUUUGCUAUAUUUUGGGCGCUGUUUCUCAUUCAUUUUAAGGCUUCUCCAAUUUGUGCUCAUUCCAAAAUAACCCAUUUCUAGACCCUGCCCUUCAUCAUCUGACUGGUGUGUUGCUGAAUUUCUGGUGGUAUGUAGUCCUGGAUUAAAGUCGGGAAUUGCUUUCUCUAGAAUUGUCUCAUCAGUGUUUGUGUAGUGAGGUCCUUGUCAAGACACUCUGGAACAGGAAACCGUGUCAAAGGAUUGCUGAGUUUAUCCUGAUUCACUCUGAACGUGACCUGUUCUUUUCUUUUUUGUACAUCUUUAUUGUAAGACUUCCAGUUGGGCCGGCUAGUUCGAGCCCCAUAGUUCCUUUUCAUGUAGACAAUUACAAGAGCAAAACGGUAGAAUGUGCAUUAGGACAGCCAGCACUUCUUCAGUAACGCCAAAAGCUGGAUGUCAGUAUUUUGCGUUAGGCCUUCAAACAGAUUUUGUGUGCCGGAGGGGCAAAAGGAAAGAAUGUGCUAGAGUGAGGUUAUACAGCAAGAGCAGAUGAAUGGAGAGUGAUUGCUAGUGUAAGUCAAUGCAGAAAUACUUUGAUGUUCUCAACUCUGACUUGAGCAAGAUCAAAUGAAAGUAGAUUAUUGUGCUAUCUAGCAUUGGGGAGUUUCCAUUUUGUAGAGUUGACUGCACUUCUGUUAAGGACUUACACUGAUGCCCCACCCCCUCAGCAGUCAAUCAAACAAGGCGACUGGAAGUGGCACUUCUGCUCUCAGGAGACACAUGCUUUGAGCUAUGACCGUGAAGUCGCGUCUGGUACAGUCUGCUCAUUUGCAUGAUCUAGUUUUGUCUGUAUGAAGAUAGCCACCAGUUAGACCAGAAACUGAGAAGUUAGAUGGAAAGGCGAUGCCCUGGACUCGGCGCUGGUAUCAAUCUAGCUCAAUUAUGUCGGUUCUGACAGCGCUGCAGUCCUGGGAAUUUGGAACGUUGAAAAGCUAGAAGGAAAUUUUAAAAGAGAAAGAGAAAGUUUUCUUUAAUUAUCAUUAUUUUAAAUCAUACCUUGAAGUUCAAGUGUUUUCGAGUGAACUCUUUUGUGUACAGUGUGUUUCUAAAAAUAAAGAUUCUGUAUAUCAUUAUGGUAUAUCAAUUUUGUUUUGUUUCGAGCGAAAAUGUUUGUUCUUGAAAUGGUUGGAGAACUGGACGAAGCCCGAGCCAGUGGAAACGCUUGUUCCAGGAAAUAAAAACAACAAAAACCAUUUUGUGUUAUUGCUGUGGUGUGCAUGGUUUUGCAGAUAUUAAGUGCAUUCUCUCUGUCUAUAUUGAUUAUUGUAUAUAAGGGAUGUUAUAAAUAUACAUUUUGUCACCAUCAUGGUUUCAACUGUAAACAUCUGUCCAAUGGUGUAACUUUACAAAUCCUUCGCUGAAUUUUGUGUAAUUUAACAAUAGUUAUGAAAUAAAGUUUAAGUGACAGGC
Messenger RNA from Echinops telfairi (small Madagascar hedgehog), 4065 nucleotides. It is a transcript of the gene HS6ST2, whose product is annotated as heparan sulfate 6-O-sulfotransferase 2. Gene Ontology annotation, cellular component: membrane. Bases 1 to 1818 code for a protein of 605 amino acids. The record is from RefSeq and is a predicted model, not a curated record. Gene Ontology annotation, molecular function: heparan sulfate 6-sulfotransferase activity. NCBI's taxonomy places the organism in Eukaryota, Metazoa, Chordata, Mammalia, Afrosoricida, Tenrecidae. The transcript has 3 exons.